This is a messenger RNA of Ilyonectria robusta, 537 nucleotides long. RefSeq lists its product as uncharacterized. Bases 1 to 537 code for a protein of 178 amino acids. Lineage: Eukaryota; Fungi; Ascomycota; Sordariomycetes; Hypocreales; Nectriaceae. The record is from RefSeq and is a predicted model, not a curated record. The transcript has a single exon.
AUGGUUAUACCUGCUCCCGCUCCCUUUGAUCAGCCGGGUAUCAUACCACGCAGACCGCUGGCUAAGGUCUGGAAACAGCUCGUCGGCAGCUAUAUCCCACCGAUAGAGGAGGUAGAAGGCAAGGCCGCCCAGCAUGCAGAUAACCGGGUUCUUAUUCCGGAGGGCCCCGGCUGUCUCAAGGCGGCCGUGCUGGUUCUGUUUCCCAGCCCGCGUUGUGAAGAUCAGGGGCAUGCAGCGGGUCGGGCCCUCCUCCUCGAACUCGAAGGUAAAGAGGUCCGAGAUCUUGGCCGCGCGGCGGUCGCCACCUCGGGUCAGCAUAUAGUGCCCGAGCAGCAGAUCCACGAGAGUCCGCAGGUGGCACUCAGCAGCCAUACUGCUAUGCGCCCAGAGCUCGUAGCAGACGCGUUCGAAUUCCUGCUCUGUAUACCCAUCGAGGAGGGUAUCACGGCCCUUAUCGGCGUAGCUAGCCUUAUCCUGCUGUGCAUCCCGGCGCUGGAGGGACUUGAGGUACUCCCGAACGUUAUCCUCCCGGGGUGA